AUGUUCGUUUUUAACUGGAAUCGUCGUCUGCGUAUUGGAGAUUCUCAGUUACUCGACGUUAUGCAAGAUCAGCUCCGCAACAUUACUCCAAGGCCUGAGCUGUUGGAUAGUUUUUCUUGGAAUAAAAAGGAUAAUUAUUCAGCAGCAGGUUUUAGGCGCAAACUGCUAUGCAGCCCGCAUCACAUUCUGCCAGCUACAGGUUUCUUUCCGGCCGGUGUUUCAACUGUUCACAAUGGUACUUUGGUUUCUAGAGAUCUGAAUUAUUCCUUUUGCUGGAAGUUCAAGCUUCCUCCCAAGAUUUCUUUCUUUCUCUGGCUUUUGUUAAGAAACCGAGUUUCUUCAAAUGUUUCUCUAGCUAAUAGAGGAAUCAUAUCGGUGGAUCACAUACCCUGUUCGUUUUGCUUUCAUGAUGAGGACAGUUUACACAUCUUCAUGUAUUGCCGUUACUCUUGGCUAUUUUGGUCGAAGUUGCUGAAUAUGUGCAAUGUUAUAACAGUGCCCCCAAACACUCUAAUUGCUUUUUUCUUAUUCUGGGAGGAUAUCGCUCUUAGGAAGUUUAAAGGGUUUUGGCAAACGUUAUGGUUCUUUGGUGUUUGGGAAUUGUGGAAAGUCCGUAACAAGAGAGUCUUCAGACAUGAACAUACUGAGGUUGACACAACCAUUUUCAUGACAAUAUGUAAGGCGGUGGAAUUCUAUAAGGAUAACCAUCAUGGGUUUACUUAUUCGGGAAAUGAUGUAUUUCGCAAUUUAACUUUUUUCUGUAAAUUUGCUUGA
This is a messenger RNA of Mercurialis annua (annual mercury), 774 nucleotides long. RefSeq lists its product as uncharacterized. NCBI's taxonomy places the organism in Eukaryota, Viridiplantae, Streptophyta, Magnoliopsida, Malpighiales, Euphorbiaceae. The transcript has a single exon. The record is from RefSeq and is a predicted model, not a curated record. Bases 1 to 774 code for a protein of 257 amino acids.